AUGUCCUCGUCUUCGCCCAAGCAGCUGUUCCUGCUAGCCGACCACCUCAAGCUCUCCCUGCUCGAACGUCAGCGCGCCAUCUCACUCAACCUCGAACCGAGCAAACACGACGCCCACAUCUCCCGCUCUCUCGCCCAAUUGCAGGAAGGACUCGAAGCGCAAUCAGACGACACGGAAGGCUUGCGCCGGCUACGGCAACAAUACGCAGACCUCUAUGCACAAUUCCAUGGCUCCGCGCCCCCUUCACACUCCACACAGCAACCCAACGAUCCCGCCUUAGCAGAAGACUUCGCGGCCGCACGCUCCCAACCUUCAACGAAAUCUCCGCGAAACAAGAGCGUACGCUUCCGCGACGAUCCCGGUGAAGACGGAGAUGACGCCGUUGCGCAAGCAAAUCGCGCAAGCCUGUUCUCUGAUCAAGAACGCUAUCGCGACGAGCCCGCCGCACCAGACCAGACGUCAAUGGACAACCAGCAAAUACACGACUACCACCGACAAGUUCUGCAAGACCAGGACGAGCAGCUCGACAGCCUGGGGCAAAGCGUAGGCCGGCAACGAAUGCUGGGGAUACAGAUGGGGAAUGAAAUAGACGAGCAGAAUGUCAUGUUGGAAGAUGUGGAAGCAGGAGUGGACGGGCAUUCGAAUACGCUGGAUCGGGCACAGAGGAGGCUGACGAGCGUGUCGAGAAAGGCGAAAGCGAACUGGAAUUGGAUCACGAUUGCGAUAUUGGUUGUAAUAUUGUUGCUGGUAAUCAUCGUGUUGAAGUAG
Messenger RNA from Lecanosticta acicola, 768 nucleotides. Lineage: Eukaryota; Fungi; Ascomycota; Dothideomycetes; Mycosphaerellales; Mycosphaerellaceae. The record is from the annotation of a GenBank genome assembly.